UCGAGUUUGCACAUUUUAGUUUUAAAAGCCGGCCGUCGGAGAGCGGGUCAUGUUAGCGAAUUUUAGCAAAAUAUUAAGUUAAUUGGCACCGGGUAGCCUUUACUUUGUGUUGUCGGGAUUGAGGUUGUGUGGGGAAGCCUGCGUCUCAAGGUCAUAACCAGGCCUACGAGGCCAUAUCCCGGGCCAUGGGGCCGGGAACACUCUUCUAUUUCUUGGCCGCGCUGGCUAUAAUACAUGCCAGCGAGGAUACGCCAAAGACAAAGCCAAAAGAUGAAUUCAAAGCAUUAUCCGAAGCGCGAGAAGCUCGCCAAUAUGACUCGUACCAGGGACAACCAGAUAACGAAGUGGUCGUGGACAUAGAGGACGAUGAAAAGAAACAGUAUUAUGAAACCAAUUACGACACAAGUGCAUACGGCUUCGGUUAUGACGUCGGUCCAAAUGGGCAGUUCCAUCAUGAGAACCGCGGUCCGGAUGGCGUCACCUAUGGUUGCUAUGGUUACUUGGACCCAGAUAACUUCCUUCGUGCUACUCACUACGUUGCUGACAGCCACGGAUACAGAGUAGUGGAACCAGAGAAACCAGUCGAAGUAUUCCCUGACGAGAAAUAUGAAUACGAUGAAUCCACUGGACAGGCGUUAAACACUCGGCCCGGACAAAUCAUCCCCUGGGAGAAACUCUUCUUCCCCAAGGGAUGCGGUCGUACUCCCGGUGGAGUUCCAGCCAAGCCUUUACCGAAACCUACGCCCAAACCACCUCGUCCCAUAGACAGCAGUAGCGAGACCACGAAUGUCAAACCUGUACAAUCUGGACAAGGACCCAAUGGACCUUACGGCCCUGGAUCAUGGCAAGGUCAACCAGGCAAGCCAGGAACUCCCGGCAGGCCCGGUACUCCAGGUACUCCAGGCACCCCAGGAACCCCAGGCUCUCCCGGUUCUCCCGGCACACCAGGUGGACCAGGAGGUCCAGGUGGUCCCGGCGGCCCCGGUGGUCCAUCAGGCGGCUACUACCCCGGCUCUAGUGGAACCCCAGGCACCGCUGGAUCUCCAGGAACCCCAGGUACACCCGGUAGUCCCGGUACCCCCGGCGGCCCAGGUACUCCUGGGACCUCAGGUUACCCUGGCACAGCUGGUACCCCAGGUACACCUGGAUACCCAGGCACAGAAGGAACCCCAGGUACACCUGGUUACCCAGGCACAGCUGGUACCCCAGGCACACCAGGUACACCUGGAUAUCCAGGUACAGAAGGCACCCCAGGAACACCUGGUUACCCAGGUACGGCAGGUACCCCAGGUACACCUGGUUACCCAGGCACAGAAGGAACUCCUGGCACUCCAGGUACACCUGGUUACCCAGGCACAGCUGGUUACCCAGGCACAGCUGGUACCCCAGGCACACCUGGUUACCCAGGCACAGAAGGAACCCCAGGAACACCAGGCACACCUGGUUACCCAGGCACAGAAGGAACCCCAGGCACACCAGGCACACCUGGAUAUCCAGGCACAGCAGGCACACCUGGUUACCCAGGAUACUAUCCCGGCGGCUCAGGUGGAUAUUACCCAGGACAACCAACUGCACCAGGCACAGACGGCUAUUAUCCAGGACAAGGUAGUGGACCAGGAGGACCAUUAGGUCCUGAUGGUACUUAUGGUCCCGAUGGUACCUACUACCCGGGCACUCCAGGAACACCAGGCACACCAGGCACACCAGGCAGCCCCGGCGGCCCUGGCGGCCCAGGAGGUCCCGGAGGGCCCGGCGGUCCUGGAGGCCCCGGAGGACCUAAUGGACCCAAUGGCCCAUCAAACGGCGGCUACUACCCAGGACAACCCGGCAGACCUGGCACUCCAGGCAGUCCAGGAUCACCAGGUACUCCAGGAGGACCAGGAGGUCCAGGUGGACCAGGAGGUCCUGGAGGACCAGGAGGACCAAACGGACCCAAUGGCCCUUCAAGCGGCGGAUACUACCCAGGACAACCCGGCAGCCCUGGCACUCCAGGAAGCCCAGGAUCACCAGGCACUCCAGGAGGACCAGGUGGACCAGGUGGACCAGGAGGUCCAGGAGGACCUGGUGGACCUAAUGGACCCAAUGGCCCUUCAAGCGGCGGCUACUACCCAGGACAACCCGGCAGCCCUGGCACUCCAGGCAGCCCAGGAUCACCAGGCACUCCAGGAGGACCAGGAGGUCCGGGCGGACCAGGUGGCCCAGGAGGUCCCGGAGGGCCUAAUGGACCCAAUGGCCCUUCAAGCGGUGGCUACUACCCAGGACAACCCGGCAGCCCUGGCACUCCAGGCAGCCCAGGAUCACCAGGCACUCCAGGAGGACCAGGAGGUCCGGGCGGGCCAGGUGGACCUGGAGGUCCCGGAGGGCCUAAUGGACCCAAUGGCCCUUCAAGCGGCGGAUACUACCCAGGACAACCCGGCAGCCCUGGCACUCCAGGCAGCCCAGGAUCACCAGGCACUCCAGGAGGUCCAGGAGGACCAGGUGGGCCAGGUGGACCAGGUGGCCCGGGAGGGCCAAACGGACCCAAUGGCCCUUCGAACGGCGGAUACUACCCAGGACAACCCGGCAGCCCCGGUUCACCAGGAAGCCCAGGAUCACCAGGAACACCCGGUGGUCCCGGAGGUCCAGGUGGUCCCGGUGGACCUGGAGGACCCGGUGGUCCCACCGACACAACAACUUAUCCAGGACAAUCAAGUGGCCAACCUAGUCAACCAGGACAGCCGGGAUACCCAGGCAAACCAGGACAGCCUGGCUACCCAGGACAACCAGGACAACCAGGGCAACCAGGACAACCCGGACAGCCAGGACAAGGUGGCCAACCUGGUAAACCAGGACAGCCAGGAUACCCAGGCCAACCAGGACAGCCAGGAUACCCAGGACAACCAGGCCAACCAGGACAACCAGGACAGCCAGGACAAGGUGGUCAACCUGGUAAACCAGGACAGCCAGGAUACCCAGGCCAACCAGGACAGCCUGGCUACCCAGGACAACCAGGACAACCAGGACAAGGAGGACAACCUGGUCAACCUGGACAGCCAGGUGGCCCAGGACAGCCAGGAUACCCAGGACAACCAGGACAGCCAGGACAAGGUGGCCAACCUGGUAAACCAGGACAGCCAGGAUACCCAGGACAACCAGGUCAGCCAGGAUACCCAGGACAACCAGGACAACCCGGACAGCCAGGACAAGGUGGCCAACCUGGUAAACCAGGACAGCCAGGAUACCCAGGCCAACCAGGACAGCCAGGAUACCCAGGACAACCAGGACAACCCGGACAGCCAGGACAAGGUGGCCAACCUGGUAAACCAGGACAGCCAGGAUACCCAGGCCAACCAGGACAGCCAGGAUACCCAGGACAACCAGGACAACCCGGACAGCCAGGACAAGGUGGCCAACCUGGUAAACCAGGACAGCCAGGAUACCCAGGCCAACCAGGACAGCCAGGAUACCCAGGACAACCAGGACAACCCGGACAGCCAGGACAAGGUGGCCAACCUGGUAAACCAGGACAGCCAGGAUACCCAGGACAACCAGGAUACCCAGGACAACCAGGACAACCCGGACAGCCAGGACAAGGUGGCCAACCUGGUAAACCAGGACAGCCAGGAUACCCAGGACAACCAGGACAGCCAGGAUACCCAGGACAACCAGGACAACCCGGACAGCCAGGACAAGGUGGCCAACCUGGUAAACCAGGACAGCCAGGAUACCCAGGUCAACCAGGACAGCCAGGCUACCCAGGACAACCAGGACAGCCAGGUGGCCCAGGACAGCAAGGACAACCGGGUUAUCCAGGACAACCAGGACAACCAGGGCAAGGAGGACAACCUGGUCAACCUGGACAGCCAGGUGGCCCAGGACAGCCAGGAUACCCAGGACAACCAGGUCAGCCCGGAAAACCGGGACAACCUGGGCAGCCAGGUUACCCAGGGCAGCCCGGUCAGCCAGGACAGCCAGGAUACCCAGGGCAACCCGGUCAGCCAGGGCAGCCAGGAUACCCAGGUCAACCAGGACAACCAGGUCAACCCGGAAAACCGGGACAACCCGGGCAGCCAGGAUACCCAGGGCAACCCGGUCAGCCAGGACAGCCAGGACAACCAGGGCAGCCCGGAUAUCCAGAACAACCAGGACAGCCAGGAGGACCAGGACGUCCUGAAGACCUAACUAAACCAGGUCAGCCAGGAUACCCAGGACAGCAAGGACAACCCGGUGGUCCAGGACAGCCAGGACAACCUGGAUACCCAGGACAACCAGGUAAACCAGGACAACCUGGUCAACCAGGAUAUCCAGGACAGCCAGGACAGCCCGGAUACCCGGGACAACCUGGUCAACCAGGACAGCCAGGUCAACAAGGACAACCAGGACAGCCUGGUAAACCAGGUCAGCCAGGCCAGCCAGGAUAUCCAGGACAACCUGGCAAACCAGGCGAACCAGGCCAACCAGGAUACCCAGGACAACCAGGACAACCUGGCAAACCGGGUCAACCUGGCCAGCCAGGAUACCCAGGACAACCAGGUGAACCAGGCCAACCUGGUCAACCCGGACAGCCAGGACAACCAGGAUACCCAGGACAGCCAGGACAACCCGGUGGUCCAGGUCAGCCAGGCCAACCAGGAUACCCAGGACAGCCAGGUCAAGCAGGACAACCAGGUCAACCAGGAUACCCCGGACAGCCCGGACAGCCAGGAUACCCAGGACAGCAAGGACAACCUGGUGGCCCAGGACAGCCAGGGCAACCAGGUACACCAGGCCAGCCCGGCCAACCAGGAUACCCAGGCCAACCAGGUCAACCAGGAGAACCUGGCAAACCAGGACAACCUGGCCAGCCAGGACAACCAGGAUACCCAGGACAGCCCGGACAGCCAGGUUACCCUGGACAGCAAGGACAACCUGGUGGUCCAGGACAGCCAGGACAACCAGGAUACCCAGGACAACCCGGACAACCAGGUCAACCAGGCCAGCCCGGCCAACCAGGAUACCCAGGCCAACCAGGACAACCAGGAGAACCUGGCAAACCAGGACAACCUGGCCAGCCAGGACAACCAGGAUACCCAGGACAGCCCGGACAGCCAGGUUACCCUGGACAGCAAGGACAACCUGGUGGUCCAGGACAGCCAGGACAACCAGGAUACCCAGGACAACCCGGACAACCAGGUCAACCAGGCCAGCCCGGCCAACCAGGAUACCCAGGCCAACCAGGUCAACCAGGAUACCCAGGGCAACAAGGACAACCCGGUGGUCCAGGACAGCCAGGACAACCAGGAUACCCAGGACAACCCGGACAACCAGGUCAACCAGGCCAGCCCGGCCAACCAGGAUACCCAGGCCAACCAGGUCAACCAGGAUACCCAGGGCAACAAGGACAACCCGGUGGUCCAGGACAACCCGGACAACCAGGUACACCAGGCCAGCCCGGCCAACCAGGAUACCCAGGGCAGCCAGGUCAACCAGGAGAACCUGGUAAACCAGGACAACCCGGACAACCAGGUCAACCAGGAUACCCCGGACAGCCCGGACAGCCAGGAUACCCAGGACAGCAAGGACAACCCGGUGGUCCAGGACAACCCGGACAACCAGGUAAACCAGGACAACCCGGACAACCAGGUCAACCAGGAUACCCCGGACAGCCCGGACAGCCAGGAUACCCAGGACAGCAAGGACAACCCGGUGGUCCAGGACAGCCAGGGCAACCAGGAAAACCAGGCCAACCAGGUCAACCAGGAUACCCCGGACAGCCCGGACAGCCAGGAUACCCAGGACAGCAAGGACAACCCGGUGGUCCAGGACAGCCAGGGCAACCAGGUAAACCAGGACAACCCGGACAACCAGGACAACCAGGAUACCCAGGACAGCCCGGACAGCCAGGAUACCCAGGGCAGCAAGGACAACCCGGUGGUCCAGGACAACCCGGACAACCAGGUAAACCAGGACAGCCCGGACAGCCAGGAUACCCAGGACAGCAAGGACAACCUGGUGGCCCAGGACAGCCAGGGCAACCAGGUACACCAGGCCAGCCCGGCCAACCUGGACACCCAGGGCAGCCAGGUCAACCAGGAGAGCCUGGCAAACCAGGACAGCCUGGCCAACCAGGACAACCAGGAUACCCAGGACAACCCGGACAACCAGGAUACCCAGGACAGCAAGGACAACCUGGUGGUCCAGGACAGCCAGGGCAACCAGGUCAACCAGGAGAGCCUGGCAAACCAGGACAGCCUGGCCAACCAGGACAACCAGGAUACCCAGGACAACCCGGACAACCGGGAUACCCAGGACAGCAAGGACAACCCGGUGGUCCAGGACAGCCAGGGCAACCAGGUACACCAGGCCAGCCCGGCCAACCAGGAUACCCAGGGCAGCCAGGUCAACCAGGAGAACCUGGUAAACCAGGACAGCCUGGCCAACCAGGACAACCAGGAUACCCAGGACAACCCGGACAACCAGGAUACCCAGGACAGCAAGGACAACCCGGUGGUCCAGGACAGCCAGGGCAACCAGGAUACCCAGGCCAACCAGGUCAACCAGGAGAACCUGGCAAACCAGGACAGCCUGGCCAGCCAGGACAACCAGGAUACCCAGGACAGCCCGGACAACCAGGACAACCAGGGCAAUCAGGUGGCCCCGGACAACCAGGACAACCUGGAUAUCCAGGACAACCAGGACAGCCUGGAGGGCCUGGACAACCUGGACAACCGGGUUACCCAGGACAGCCCGGACAGCCGGGAUACCCAGGACAGCCAGGUCAGCCAGGUCAACCUGGACACCCAGGGCAGCCGGGAUACCCAGGACAACCAGGACAACCAGGACAGCCCGGAUACCCAGGACAACCAGGACAGCCCGGAUACCCAGGUCAGCCAGGACAACCAGGACAACCAGGACAGCCGGGAUACCCAGGACAACCAGGACAACCAGGACAGCCGGGAUACCCAGGACAACCAGGACAGCCGGGAUACCCAGGUCAGCCAGGACAACCAGGACAACCAGGACAGCCGGGAUACCCAGGUCAGCCAGGACAACCAGGACAACCAGGACAGCCGGGAUACCCAGGACAGCCAGGACAACCAGGCUACCCCGGACAGCCAGGACAACCAGGACAGCCGGGAUACCCAGGUCAACCAGGACAAUACCCAGAUUCUGAAACGGCACCGUCUGGCACCGGAGUACAACCACCUGCCACUGUACCAUCACAUCAAAUGCCACCAUUCCCUAUCUACGUCAUUCCGUACCCGCUGCCUAUCGUCCCUAGUCCAGCGUCUUGCCCGUGCUAUUUACUUAAACCAGGACAGAAUGAAACGAACGUACAAGCACAAGGACCUCAAGCAACGGCUCCGCCCCACUAUCAGAACCAGCCGCAGUACCCACCAUACGGCAUCAUUGGAUUCGUCCCCGUAGUAUUCGUACCAUACUGCCCAGGAAACGCUUCCAACAUGAAUAGCGCUCAGCAGAAUUUCCCUAACGCUGUCCCUGUUCAAUACAGCUGCAAUCAAUGUCAAGCUAGCAGUGAUAUCUAUCGAUACUUAGGCAGACUUAAUGGAGGACGCAGCACUGGUUUCAAGGAUCUCAAGGAUCUUAAAGAUCUCAAAGAAAUUAAAUCUCUAACUGAAUUAGAUGACCUCCUAAAAAAUCAAAUCAAACCAUUAGAGAAGAGUAUGCACACUAUCGCCGCUAAUCCGAGGGUUCUCGCCGAAACGAACGACAAAAAUGAAAAGAAAGAGAAAAUUGAAACAAAGACUCCUAGAAGAAGAACUAGAACCGGCAGAACUAGGGUGUCUAAGAACUAAAUAGGUAUAUGUAUAAUUAUGUAUACCAAGAAUCUUCAUAACCUCUUUUUGGUAUACGAUAAAAGAUAAUUUUGAGACUGUCCGAUUUUUUAAAUUCUUGGACGAUCUCAAAAUUGUAUAAAAUGACGUAAAGCACAAUAUUUAUUACCCGCAAAUAAAUACGUCAUUCAUAGGUUAAAGAAAAUUGUACUAUAAAUAUAUAAGUAUUCAAUGUUUUUUUUAUUAUUUCAUGAUACGCUUCUGUAUGUAAUAUUUACAAAUAAAAAUAUUCAGUUCGAUGUUGCCAUUUAUAUUGUUAUCUGAAUUUCGUAAUAAGAAAGCGUCAUCAUUUAAUUUUGUCAAGAAAUAAUAAAUUAUAUUUUCAAAUAAUUAA
Spodoptera frugiperda (fall armyworm) is the source of this 8148-nucleotide messenger RNA. RefSeq names its product collagen alpha-2(IV) chain (gene CPR146). The transcript is spliced from 26 exons. The record is from RefSeq and is a predicted model, not a curated record. Lineage: Eukaryota; Metazoa; Arthropoda; Insecta; Lepidoptera; Noctuidae. The coding region runs from base 186 to 7775 and encodes 2529 amino acids.